UAUUAUUUUUUAAACAAACACAACUGAAGACGAAGCCUUGUGCUAUUCACACUGCCGCGGCGGCAAUAACUUGAUUUCGGCUGCUCCAUCAAUUCCGCAACCACACCGCCCAAUUUCCGGAAAUUUUCCCUUUUCAAAUUUUGGCGGGAUGUUUGAUACAGCACUAGCGCAGCAGCAGCAGCAGAAACUCUGCUUUUCAGAUAAGGUGUGUAUUGUUUGCCGUGUGUUUUCGGGGCAUGGUGAUUUUCCUGAUUUCAAAGGCUACCUUAUCUUUGUUGUCGACUUAUCCGAAUUAGUUAAUGGGUCUAAGAAGGAUUUACAAUACAAUAUCCUGCUCAAUUAUGGUCUUAGCACGUCAGUUUGUGGUCUUGAUUCCACACUUUAUUUAGUUGAAUCUCUUAGUUGCUCUGAGAGUCGGAAAGUACACACUCUCGAUGUCGUAACCAAACAUCAAUGCUUGAAGUUACGCGCUAAACAUUUAGGCAGCUUACCUCCUAUGUUGGGCCCCAAACGCUUUGCUAUAAUUGCAUCAAUUCCUAGUACUAAAAAGAUUCUAGUAUUUUCUUCUCAGUUCCAAGUGUUUUUCUAUAAUCCUAAUUCGACUGAUGAUGAUGAUGAUGAUGGUUUUGUUGAUGAUUUUGAUGAAUACGUUGAUUUUGAGAUGUAUGAUGUUGGAACCAAUACAUGGGAAAAACUGCCUCCACUUAUUAUCUUAAAAGUCUACGGUAAUGGUAACUUUACGAAUCCUUCCUUUUUCCUGCUGCACGGGGCUGAGGAAACAGAGAUCCCUAGGAAUGCUUGGGAUGAAGAUUUUGGAAUAUAUGAGAUUUCUCGUUAUACUUUGAUCGAUGAGGAUGUAUUUCUGGUGCAACUUACUUGUGGUAUAAUGCUUAUUCUUGAUCUCAAGUCUCCCUCCAAAGGCUGGAAACUGUAUGAUGAAGGUAUUGUAACUAAGCCUAGUUCAGAUCAAAAUCUGUUUGUAGUUGAGGAGAAAAUCCGAAUGCCUUGGUGUGCUUCUGAUAUUGGAGGAGAUAGGAAAUUUGGAAAUGCUGUUGCGUUUCCACUAUCGUUGUUCCGUGAAGACGAUGCGUUGAAAGUAUAUCCUUGUUCAACCAUCACUCUUCUGGAGGGUCAUGUCUGCAUUGUGCAAGGUGGCGUUAGUCGGAAGUCAAAGCAUCCUCAGAUGGUUAUGGAUGUUGGGAAUGUACAGGCAGAGGUUGUUGCUUCUUAUAGAUUUGUGGUGCCGCAUAGGAUCAAGGAUUUCGCACCUCUCUACAUGUUUGUUUGCCAUCCAAAGCAAAGGAUGGGUGAGAUCAAACGAUCGCUUGAUGGAGCAGUAGUGCAGCACCAGCAGAAGCUCUGCUUUUCUGAUAGGGUAUGUUUUGUUUGCCGUGUCUCUCCGUGCAAACGUGAUUUUGAUUCUUCUGGCCACCUUAUCUUUGUUGUGGACCUAUCCGAAUUAGUUAAGGGAUCUGAGAAGGAGUUACAAUACAAUUACCAUCUCAAUUAUGGCUUUGGCAUGUCAGCUUGCGGGCUGGAUUCCACACUUUAUUUUGUUCAAUAUGGUGGUUGGACCAUGAGUCGGACAGUACAUACUCUCGAUGUUGAGACUAAACAUCAAGGCUUGAAAUUAGGCGCAGAUGAUUUAGGCAGCUUACCUCCUAUGUUAGGCCCCAAACGCUUUGCUCUAAUAGCAUCAAUUCCUCGCACAAAAAAGAUUCUAGUACUUUCUUCUAGGUACAAGGUGUUUUUUCAUAAUCCUAAUUUGGCUGGUGAUAUUAAUGAUGCUGAUGUUAGUCUUGUCUAUGAUGAUGAUGAUGAUUUUGAUGAUGAUGAUGUUGUUGCUGACGAUGUUUUUGAUGAUGAUGAUGAUGAUGAAUUUGUUGAAUUUGUCGAUGUUGAGAUGUAUGAUAUUGGAACCAAUACAUGGGAAAAACUACCUCCACCUAUUAUCCGAAAAUUCUACGGUGGUAAGAAUCCUUACUUUUUCCUGCUGCACGGGGCCGAGGAAACAGAGAUUCCUAGGAAUGCUCGGGAUGAAGAUUUUGAAAUAUAUGAGAUUUCUCGUUAUACUUUUAUCGAUGACGAUGCAUUUCUGGUGCAACUUACUUGUGGUAUAAAGCUUACUCUUGAUCUCAAGUCUCCCUCCAAAGGCUGGAAACUGUACGAUGAUGGUAUGGUAACUAAGCCUAGUUCAGAUCAAAAUCUGUUUAUAGUUAACGAGAAAUCCCGAGUGCCUUGGUGUGCUUCUGAUAUUGGAGGAGAUGGGAAAUUCGGAAAUGCUGUUGCGUUUCCACUAUCUUCAUUCAGUGAAGAUGAUCCAGUGAAACCUCACCCUCUUUCAACCAUCACUUCUCUGGAGAGUGACGAGGGGAAGGGUCAUGUCUGCAUUUUGCAAGGUGGCGUUAGUCGGAAGUCGAAGUGUCUUCAGCUCGUUAUGGAUGUAGGGAAUGUGCAGGGUGAGGUUGUUGCUUCUUGUAGAUUUGAGGUGCCGCAUAGGAUCAAGUGGUUCGAGCCUUUCUCCAUGUUUGUUUACCAUCCAAAGCAAAGUGACACUGAAGAUCAAGCUUUAUUGCCUCAUCUUUGAAGAAUAUGUAUUUCUUCAAUUGAAGUUUCGAGACUUAGCUUUGCUGCCUAUCUUAUGAGUAUGUCAUUAAACCUUGGUGAAUUUAUCUAAGAAAUAAAUUCAUCCAUCACCCUUUUAGGAUAAAUUAUUGCCAAUCCCCAUAUUACAUGAAUGUUAAAAUCUAUGUACACCCAUAUCAAAAUAGUUUAUCUGAUAUAUAAUUAAGCAAUUAAGAGUUUUUAGUA
Molecule: messenger RNA, 2811 nt
Organism: Salvia miltiorrhiza (redroot sage)
Lineage: Eukaryota; Viridiplantae; Streptophyta; Magnoliopsida; Lamiales; Lamiaceae
Exons: 4
Coding region: 149-2587 (812 amino acids)
Source: RefSeq, a predicted model, not a curated record